AUUUUCUUUCAUAUAGAAAACAAAUCAGAGAGAAAAAAAAAAAGGCAGAAAUAAGUAUCAAAUGCAAUUGAGAUUCACACCUGUGUUUUUCUUCCAUCUUUUCACUUAAAUUUUGCUUUUAGAAGAGAAAAAAAGAGAGCCAAUUUAGGCUCUGAGAUGUAUAUGAAAUUCAUUGUUCUUCCUCUGAUGCUUGUUGCUGAAAAUCAAGUUAAAUUCCAAGAAAGGGAGUGGGAAAAAGAGAGAUAAACAAAGUUCCUCAUCUAGGUGUUUUGCAGGUGGACUCCAAUGGCGGCAUCGGUUAUGAAAGAAGGUAAAAAAACGGAGCCCGUUGUUAUUGUGAAGCUUGCGGAGUGCGAUUGUUGCGGUUUAACGGAGGAGUGUACGCAAGCUUACAUUGCUAGCGUAAGAGAAAAAUUCGAAGGGCGGUGGCUUUGCGGGCUUUGUUCGGAGGCCGUUAACGACGAGACGGUUAGAUCGGAGGAAGAUAUCACGACUAACGAAGCAAUGGAUCGGCACAUGAAGUUUUGUGGGCAGUUUAAAUCGUCGAGUCCACCGGCGAAUCCCGCCGAGGAUUUGAUCUCUGCGAUGAGACAUUUGUUUCGGAGGAGUUUGGAAUCGCCGAGGAAGAACAAGUCAUCGCCGUCGACGUCGUUUUCUCGAUCCGAGAACUGUUUCUCAACUCUGUCGAAUGAAGAAGUUAGGACUUAAAAGAGAAUGAGGUUUUAUGAUGCUAUAUUUAUCAUCCAAUCUAUUUUGAGCAUUUGGAAUAUUUUCUAAUAAAGACAGUAAUUAGUUA
Messenger RNA from Gossypium raimondii (Peruvian cotton), 796 nucleotides. RefSeq lists its product as uncharacterized. The record is from RefSeq and is a predicted model, not a curated record. NCBI's taxonomy places the organism in Eukaryota, Viridiplantae, Streptophyta, Magnoliopsida, Malvales, Malvaceae. The transcript is spliced from 2 exons. The coding region runs from base 286 to 708 and encodes 140 amino acids.